Molecule: messenger RNA, 1814 nt
Organism: Raphanus sativus (radish)
Lineage: Eukaryota; Viridiplantae; Streptophyta; Magnoliopsida; Brassicales; Brassicaceae
Product: nodulation receptor kinase
Exons: 8
Coding region: 422-1558 (378 amino acids)
Biological process (GO): protein phosphorylation
Molecular function (GO): ATP binding; protein kinase activity
Source: RefSeq, a predicted model, not a curated record
GAGAGAGAGAGAGAGAGAGAGAGAGAGAGAGAGAGAGAGAGAGGGAGUUGUUGUCUGAACGAUGUCACUUUCUGUCGGCAUUGUCUGCGUUCCAACACAUUACUUAGUUCUAGAAGUUGCUGCAAAGAUUUGAUGUUUCAAAACCUCUUUCUUCUUCUUCUUCCAUUUUCACACCAAACCUUUUUUUUCUUCAUUUUCUGGGUUUUGACUAUUGAAUCUGCCACAAAAAAAAGAUUUAAUAUUUUCCCACACUCUCACAUUGAAUGUUGUUGUGAGGGGAAUCAAUCAAAGCACUUAUUCGCCGUUGAAGUAGAAGUAGAGAGUUUCUUUUCCUGGAGAGAGAGAUCUGUCUAAAGGGCUAUCGCAUGGUAGUAGUAGCAGCAGCUUGGAAAGCAUCGGAGAUACUUAUCUUUGUUUCCAAAUGUCAGCAAUUCCUAGAGCAGCAGCCAUUGGAGGUGCUGUUGGAGCUCUUGUCUUGAUUGCUCUUUUGUGUUUUCUCCUUUGGUUUUGCAUCUUCCGCCGCAAAAAUGCUUCAAGAACUUCUGAUGAGACUGGCUCCUCUGAUCCAUCAACUCAAGGAAGAAACGUUGCGAUUGAGUUGUCAAUGAGAGAAGCUAGAAGGUUUGAAAUGGAGGAACUUGCUCAAGCCACCAAGAGUUUCACCAACAAAAGCCUUAUCGGUAUUGGCAAGUUCGGUGAGGUUUACAAAGGUCUCCUUCAAGACGGUGUUCUUGUCGCCAUCAAGAAAAGACCCGGCUUGCCUACCCAAGAAUUCGUCAACGAGGUUCGUUAUCUAUCGUCUAUCAAUCACCGUAACCUUGUAACUCUAUUGGGCUAUUGCCAAGAAAGCAACACGCAGUUUCUUGUCUACGAAUAUGUUCCUAAUGGAAGUGUUUCCAGUCACCUGUACGGUGCUGGUGGUAAAGUACCUGGAAACAGACUAGAAUUCAGAAACAGGCUUGCAAUAUCUAUAGGAGCAGCUAAAGGCUUGGCGCAUCUCCACUCUCUGAGUCCUAGGCUGAUACACAAGGACUUCAAAACCGCUAAUGUUCUUGUGGAUGAGAACUUCAUUGCUAAAGUUGCGGAUGCAGGAGUCCGCAAUUUCUUGGGGAGAGAGGAUGUUGGUACAUCUUCUAACGUUGUUGCAGACCAGAUCUUCCUCUCCCCUGAGGUUCAAGAGUUCAGAAGAUUUUCAGAGAAAAGUGAUGUAUAUGCUUUUGGGGUAUUCCUUUUGGAAUUAGUAAGUGGGAGAGAAGCAUCAGAACCAUCCCCUUCAAGCUCAACACAAACUCUUGUCGAAUGGAUGCAAAGCAUAACGGAUUACACUGAGAUACCAGAAAUGAUUGAUGAGAGACUAGGUGGUACAUACACAGCAGAAGGAGUGGAGGAGGUUAUUACACUGACAUUAACAUGUCUUGAUGUUUCAAGUGAGAAGAGACCAACAAUGAGUUAUGUUGUGACAGAGCUGGAGAGGAUAUUGGAUAAAGAAGUGAGCUUAACAACAGUCAUGGGUGAAGGUACUCCAACUGUUACUCUUGGAAGUCAGCUUUUUAAAUGAUCAAAAAGUAUACAUAUAUAUAUAUUUGAGAGGAGGAUGAAGGAGAAGAAGACUGAUCAGCUGUUUCUGUUAAGUGUAUAAAGAACAGCUGAGCUAUUAUUAUUUGUUUGUUUGUUUUUUCCCCUCCUUUUUUCUACUUCCUUUGGAGGUUAUUUUCAGCAAUUUUUUUUUAAACGAGUGCAGAAAAUAUAACUUUGUAAAAAAACAUUAUUUAUUGAUGAUAUAAAAAGGAAGCAAAGAGUGGAAUGUUGUGUGA